Anopheles gambiae (African malaria mosquito) is the source of this 1771-nucleotide messenger RNA. RefSeq names its product cilia- and flagella-associated protein 45. Lineage: Eukaryota; Metazoa; Arthropoda; Insecta; Diptera; Culicidae. The record is from RefSeq and is a predicted model, not a curated record. The transcript is spliced from 4 exons. Bases 22 to 1641 code for a protein of 539 amino acids.
AUUUAUUGAACGAUUUUCAAUAUGCCAAUGCAAUCGAAACAUUCCAAAAACUUUGUAAAAGCUCAAGCCAAAUCUAACUACAGCAACGAUUUGCCAGCGAAACAACAUCGCCCGGGAGUUUACAAUCGCCAUCACCCACAGGAAUGCGAUCUCAUGCUUCGAUGGAGACCCAUUCAUCUUCAAAGAGAUGAUCCGUACGAAGGGAAAAAUGUCGUUCAAAUCAUGAACAAAGACAAUGUGCGAAAUUUGCUUAUCCCCAGCAAAGAAUCGUCCGUGUAUCCUGCUUUCUGGUCUAAGGAGGACUAUGAACGCAUGCAGGACAAGGCUAAACUAAAGACGCUCGAGGAUCGAUUGGCCCAAUUUAAAGCAAAUGAGACAGAGAAGAAGAAUAUGCUGGAAGAGUCUGAACGGCGCAAGAAACGACUGCAAGAAAUUGAUCGCGAGCGUCAACAAAAAGGUGGAAAAGUGGGCAACAUACUGGAAGAUGGAGAAGGUGACCGAGACUCCGAUACGAGCCCGAGGAAAAUCAUCGACCGAGCGUUCCUCGCCAAACAGGAGCAAGAGGAAGAGGUCAAACGGGCCAACCGCAUCAUUCUGGCCGCCAAAUGUCACAUUAUACGGGAUGCACAGAUAGCGGAAAAGCAGGAGAUCGAGCGGGAACUACGCACGGAGGAGCUGCGCCUCGAGAAAAUGAUGUUGCAGGAAAAUGAAAAGGCACUCAAAGAAGAGGAAAAGAAAAGGGAAGUGAACAAAGUGCUCACCACACAACACUCGGAGGAAAUACGUAACCAACUGUUGGAACGCGAAAAGAUGCGCCUCAAGGAAGCGGAACGGAUCGAGGAAGAAGCGCGCGUUCUGAAACAGGCACAAAUGGCAAUUGCGGAAGAGGAAAAGCGGAAGGAAAAGGAACGCCACGAUCGUGUCAAUCAGGUCCGCGAGGGAUUAAAGAAGGCAUACGAGCUAUCCGCUCACUACAAGCAGGUCGAGUUCGAGGAGCAACGUAUAGCCGAGCUUAAAAUUCAAGAGUAUAUGCGCCAGAGAAUGGAACGGCAGAAGAAAAUAGAAUUUGAGCGCAAAAUUGCUGCCGAAGUGCGGGAAAAGGAGCACGACCGAAUGCUCAAGAUUCAGCAAAAACUACUCGACACCAAAUCGGAGAAGAAUGAUAUGGACCUUCGGCGGGGCCAGGAGCACAUCGAGCGGGAAUUUCGACGCCGUGAGAAAGAAGCCGCCAUCAAGAAGAAAGAGCUCGAACAACAGUUGGCAGUGGCGCGGGCCGCCCAAUUAGAGGCCGUGAAAACGGAACGUGCCAUGCAGCUAGCUCGCGAUGAGCAAGAGCAUAAAAAAGCGAUUGAAAAGCUAAAAGUUGAAGAAGCCAAGGAGAUGGAACAAAAACGGAAGCAGCUUAAACUGCGUGAAAGAUACCGCGAAGAGAUCAUCCAACAAAUGAACCUCAAAGAGCAAGAGCGCCGCGAAAAGGAACGUAUUGCUAAGAACGAACAGCAAGCCCUACUGGAAGCGGAAAAGAAACGUGACAGGAACAUCAAAACUAUUAUUGCCAACAAAAUAAAAAUGAUGAAAGAGAGCCAGGUCCCGGAACGUUUCAUCAAGGAUGUGGAGCGUCAACUCAAUCUCGGAAAGUGAGCGUGAGUGGAGAGCGCGAGGAGGGCAGGAGGGGGCUCACUGCAUGCGUUUCGCAAGUACGUCUGGUUUCAAUAUCGUGUUUCCUCACUUCAUAUGAAUCUAUCCUAAUAAAUUCGUGUGUGAUUCUUUA